UAAAAAUGGAAAACCCUACCAAAAACCUAGCGCUUAACGAAAAGGAUACUUUAAAUCGGGAAAAAGAUAUCUACCAAAAUAUUAGAGAUCAUCUUACGAUAGAUCCCACUUUCUGGUGCAAGGGAAGAAACAAAAAUAGAUUGUUACAUAAAGUGCAAAGAGAUUUAGGAAAUUUAUAUACAUCCUUAAAGCUGUGUUCCCAUAAAUUCUCAAAGAAAGAAACAAUGUAUAUCUUAGGAAAAAUGAAGGGAAUAACUCUACAAAACUUGCUUGUAUUGAAUCACAGAUUUCUGGAAGAUAAAUAUCUCUGCUCUGUUACACCACUAUUACCAAAUGUAACAGUAGAGAUGCAAUUUGACUCAGUUAAGAUUUCACCUAAGGCUUUGCAAUUGAUUUUCACAAACAGUGUAAAUUCUAAAUACUUGAACUUUAUAACUUGUGCCUUAUCCCCCAUUACGAAAAACCCGAGCUUCAUGCACAAAACGAGUAUAAGCACUCUCCGUUUUACGCUAUGAGAAGGUGAUACAUCCAGGAAUAACUUUGAAUCGAAAGUGUUACCCUCUAUCAUGAAGUUAAUAUCUUGCUCUUGUAUUCAAGAGUCUCUGGAGAAGAUAGAAAUGAGGCAGGAUAUCAAAGAGUGGGAUCUGAGAGAUAUGAAGGAAAGAUAUUCUCUUGAGCAUGUAGAGUUCAUCAAUUUUAACGAUUAUUAUGCCCAAGCAUAUUAUGCUUAGAAGGAGAGUGAUUGUUGUGAGUUGAGAAUCACAAAUUUUACAAAUUCUAAAAUAACUUUUGGAUCACAGAUAUGUAUUCUAAAACAUUUUUGAGUGAUUAGAAACGAAUUAUGAACCAUGCCUUUGCUUCAAUAAUGAGGUUUUAUUAUGUUUGAAUGGCCUAUGAAGAAUUAAUAAAAGACCUUAUGAAGUGCUUUAUAAUUAAUUAGUAUUGAUAUUUCUAGAGAAAUAUAAUUUUAUAAUGAA
Molecule: messenger RNA, 977 nt
Organism: Moneuplotes crassus
Lineage: Eukaryota; Ciliophora; Spirotrichea; Euplotida; Euplotidae
Source: the annotation of a GenBank genome assembly